Boeremia exigua is the source of this 1891-nucleotide messenger RNA. RefSeq names its product eukaryotic translation initiation factor 3. NCBI's taxonomy places the organism in Eukaryota, Fungi, Ascomycota, Dothideomycetes, Pleosporales, Didymellaceae. Gene Ontology annotation, cellular component: cytoplasm; eukaryotic translation initiation factor 3 complex. Gene Ontology annotation, molecular function: translation initiation factor activity. The coding region runs from base 150 to 1520 and encodes 456 amino acids. Gene Ontology annotation, biological process: translational initiation. The transcript has 3 exons. The record is from RefSeq and is a predicted model, not a curated record.
CUCGUCGCCAUUGUCUCGUCGCUGCCACCCCGCCCACGCCUGCGCGACCACCUGCUGCUCGACACUGCCGCCCGAGCUCGACACUGCCGCGACACACUCGACUGCCGCGCAGCUCGACCGCCACACCCGACCGCCACAUUUCCCCCACCAUGAGCCGCUACCAGGGCGACUCGGACGCCGAGGACGACGCGCCGCAGGUGCAGUACGACGGCAUGGACGAGCUCGACCGCAUGCCGUCCAUGGGCGGCACCCAGGACAUCCACGCGCAGCUGCAGGCCGCCGCCACGCCGCUCGAGUUCCAGGCCACGCUCGAGACCAAGUUCGCCAGCUACGACAACUACUGCAACCUGUUCCACUACAUCCUCAACUCGGACGGGCCCGUCGACCUCGAGGUGCCCAACUACUACUGGGCCUGGGACGUCAUCGACGAGUUCAUCUACCAGUUCAACAGCUUCUGCAGCUACCGCCAGAAGGUCGCCCUCAAGAACGACAACCCCGACGAGCUGGCCCUGCUGCGCGAGAACCCCAACACCUGGGGCUGCUACAGCGUGCUCAACGUCCUGUACUCGCUGAUCCAGCGCUCGCAGAUCAACGAGCAGCUGGCCGCCAUGAAGCGCGGCGAGGACUCCAACCUGUACGCCGGCGAGUACGGCCAGCGCCCGCUGUACAAGAUGCUGGGCUACUUCUCCAUCAUCGGGCUGCUGCGCGUGCACUGCCUGCUGGGCGACUUCAGCCUGGCCCUCAAGACCCUCGACGACAUCGAGCUCAACAAAAAGGCCCAGUUCGCCCGCGUCAUGGCCGCCCACUUCACCACCUACUACUACGUCGGCUUCUCGUACAUGAUGAUGCGCCGCUACACCGACGCCAUCCGCAUGUUCUCGCACAUCCUGGUCUACGUCUCGCGCACCAAGAACUUCCAGAAGAACGCCCAGUACGACUCCAUCACCAAGAAGAACGACCAGAUGUACGCCCUGGUCGCCAUCUGCGUCGCCUUCCAGCCCACGCGCCUCGACGACACCAUCCACACCGCCCUGCGCGAGAAGUACGGCGAGCAGUUCAACAAGCUGCAGCGCGGCGGCCCCGAGUCGCUGCCCCUGUUUGAGGAGCUGUUCCGCACCGCCUGCCCCAAGUUCAUCUCCCCCACCCCGCCCGACUUCGACAACCCAGAGGUCAACAUCGACCCCGUCGAGCACCACCUGCGCAUCUUCAUGGACGACGUCAAGAACAACAUGAUGUCGCCCACCGUCAAGAGCUACCUCAAGCUCUACACCACCAUGGACCUCAACAAGCUCGCCGGCUUCCUCGAUGUCGAGGCCGAGACCCUGCGCUGCUGGCUGCUGGUGAACAAGCAGCGCAACAAGCAGAUCCGCUGGAACGAGGGCGGGCUGUUGGAGGGCGACGUCGUGUCGGCGGGCGACCUCGACUACGCCAUGGAGGGUGACCUCAUCCACGUCUCCGAGGCAAAGGUCGGCCGCAAGCUCGUCGACUGGUAUCUCCGCAACCUGGCGCGCACGUACUAGAUAGCGAAACACGAGGAGAGGAGGCACGUCAGAGUCAUUCUUGGCCAAUCGAGAUAGAGCAUCCGGCUUGGCGUUGGGGUUACGGCAUAUGGAAAGACAUGGCAUAGCAAAAGCGUUUCUGAGGUUUUUGAGCGUGAUGAGGCACAGAAGGUGCUGUGUUGGCCGUGCUGUGCUGGCCUGCGGUGCUGUGGCCGUGCGGUACGGUGUGGAGAAGGAUGUUGUGGAGCAGAGAUGGACGGGGAAGAAGCACCCGAGGAUUGAAGUAGAAGUAUACGGUGAUGAUAUAUGCGCCAAUGAACAAAUCGCACUUGAGUCUUGCUAGCCUGUAGUGGUAUGGCGGGGCACGUUGGUGGCCACCGCACGACGUCUUC